This is a messenger RNA of Trichomycterus rosablanca, 837 nucleotides long. It is a transcript of the gene rpain, whose product is annotated as RPA interacting protein. The record is from RefSeq and is a predicted model, not a curated record. Gene Ontology annotation, cellular component: nucleus; PML body. Gene Ontology annotation, biological process: protein import into nucleus. NCBI's taxonomy places the organism in Eukaryota, Metazoa, Chordata, Actinopteri, Siluriformes, Trichomycteridae. Bases 88 to 762 code for a protein of 224 amino acids. The transcript is spliced from 7 exons.
UAGUAACCGCGCAGAGGAAGAGCUGACUGGAUUUGUUUAUGUUUUCGGUUAAAAGUUAUAAGUUUAACAAGCGAUAUUUUCUUCAAUAUGGACGCGUUACAAAGACACAGGUCUCUGUAUAAGGGUACUACACCACCAUGGAAGGAGACAUACAGAAAGCGCUGUGUGGAAAGACUGAAGAACAGUCGAGCGCAGUUGCUGGAGAGGUACCGUCAGAUGGGGGAGUCCUCGAAGAGCUCUCUGCUCGUCCAAGAAGUGAUGGAGGUGGAGUGGAAUGCUUUACAGUCUACCAACCAAAGACUGCCUUCAUUGUGGAAGAAAGACGGUGUCAGUGAUUUGUACGCAGAUGUGCAGGAAUAUGACGAACUGGCCAUUUUGGAGGAAAUCCAACAGGAACUUAUAUCUCAGGAGCUUUCUAUUAUAGAUGAAUAUCAGAAAAGCCAGCAAUAUGAAGAAAAGUAUUUGAAUUCAGUUGUGGAUAACCUGGAAGAAGAAAAAGGAAAGCUUAUAUGCCCUGUUUGUCACAUGAAUAAAUUGACCGUGAACAGUCACUUUACAUCAUGUCCCUGCGGCCUUUACAUUAACACAAUGGGAAGAAAUAUAACACCAGAAGUGCUACAGUGCUUGCUUGAGACGAAGGUUACAGAACACAUGGAAGACUGUCUCCAGAACCCUGUGUUCUCAGUAGCCUCCAGUGUGGAUGGUGCACCAAAUCUCAUGAUCAGCUGCAAGGUGUGUGAUUAUCUGUCAAUCAUCCUCUGAGUGACUGCAGUUUAAAGUUGUGUGCUUUCGAAUGUGUUUUAUUUAUGUGAAAUAAAGAUUUAUUAUGUAUUUAAC